CUCGAUAUGCUCAGUUCAUUGUAGCCCGACAGAGAAACACACAGGCAGUGCCUCUUGGUCAGACAUCUUAUCUCAACAUGUCUUCCGAACUGGAAACUGCCCCACAUUUUAGAGUGAAAUACAGCAGUGGGGCCAAUGAAAAUGGAGAGAAAGAGAAAAGUGAGGUGAAGACGCAGCACCAGGAAGUUAACUUACCAGAAGGUGAUAUUUCAGUCACUUUGGAAAAAGAGCAGCUGCAGAACAAAUACAACAAACUGAGCAACAAUUACAGCCAACUGCAAACCCAACUUUUAGUGAAGUGUCCUAUCGAUUGGGCCAAAUUUGGAAUGAGCUGUUACUUUAAAUCCACUGAGAGGAAAAUUUGGUCUGAGAGCAGGACAGACUGUCAGUCCAGAGGAGCUGAUCUGGUGAUCAUAAACAACAAAGAGGAACAGGAAUUUAUUGAACUGAAUAUGAGAGGAGACUCCUGGAUUGGUCUGACAGCCAGUUAUAAAAGGGAAACUGGGAAACAUGAAUGGGAAUGGGUGGAUGGAUCCCCGCUGACAGAGGCGUUUUGGGUGCCAGGCCGGCAGGAUCCUGAUCAUGGUUUUUCUGCAGUAUGCUGUGAAAUUAAGGGAAAAUGGACACGAUCACAAUCUUCUGUAUCUAAGACCUGGAUCUGUGAGAAAUGAUUUUUGACUGAUGACAUAAGGAAAAUUAAAAUUUCUGAAUAAUCCAAGUAGUUCUCCAACUUCAAUUAGACAUCAUUAGUGUUAAAUUUCACAAAGGUUUGUCAUCUGUUACUCAUGUUUUUGUUCUACUGUGAGCUACUUCCUGUCUUUACCACAAUGGAUCAUUUUAAUGUUCAUAUUUUUUGACUUGGUAUUCUAAUAUUUUAUUGUUUGCUUAAGUUAUUGAUCAUUGGUUUUGGACAGAAGUUUUUUUCUAAGGAUGCAGGAAAGAUUAUCGUUGAUUAAUAUGUAUUUUAAGAAUUCAAAACAU
Molecule: messenger RNA, 981 nt
Organism: Oreochromis aureus
Lineage: Eukaryota; Metazoa; Chordata; Actinopteri; Cichliformes; Cichlidae
Product: C-type lectin domain family 4 member M-like
Exons: 5
Coding region: 78-671 (197 amino acids)
Source: RefSeq, a predicted model, not a curated record